Messenger RNA from Guillardia theta CCMP2712, 993 nucleotides. RefSeq lists its product as hypothetical. The transcript has a single exon. The record is from RefSeq and is a predicted model, not a curated record. The coding region runs from base 1 to 993 and encodes 330 amino acids. NCBI's taxonomy places the organism in Eukaryota, Cryptophyceae, Pyrenomonadales, Geminigeraceae.
AUGCAAGGGCGGGCUUAUGACAAGGUGCUCAUGGCGGCCCCAGCCCGCGUCUCAUCCUCUUCCAACCCCGAUUCAUGCACGAUCUUCAACCCUUCUCAUCCAUUCUCUGUAGCAACGUCUUCAAGUGCUGAUGGCCGUGCCAAGGAGGAAGGGAAUGGUACCACCAUCGCACCUCCUCUGAUUGAGAUCCUGGAUGCAUCAAAGCGCCAGAGACCAAUUUACCCCUACAUCCCUGGGGCAUCAAAUGCGGAAGAUUACGUCAAUUAUGUUCACAGGAAAGUUGGGAUACAUGUCAAACAGACAUCAUGCACCAGAAUCAUCAGUAUGAUGAGAUUCUUGCAAGACAUGCUCGCCGAGGGGACUGUUCAGUUUGUCACAAGUAAUGACGAGUCUCAGGUUUCCGUAUUUGGAUUUACCGUGAUGACCGCAACACAACCGGAAUUUAACCACAAAGUCAAGGAUUUCAUCAGCUCCAAUCCGUACUGGGUUCGCUUGAAUGGACGAGAAACAAUAAAAAGGCCUACGCAACAAGUUUACGAAUUGUUCCGCCAGCUUGGCAUCGUUCCAGUUCGCGGAACACGCGGGCUACAAGAAAAGGAUGAAGACAAGAGGGAUUUCUUGCUCGCAACAACGUAUCAAUUCAGCCGCAUCAAGCUCAUCCGUGCGCGCGAUCGCCUGAGGCCGAAUGGGAUCUCGUAUCUGCAGAACUAUCGCCUCUUGUCUGUCGGGCCGGAGGACAUGAACGCUUUCCAUGAUGACGUCGAAAGUAUUGCGUCGGUUGCUCCUGACAGCUCCGAAUGUAGCGAGCAUGGUGAUGGUGUCUCCAACCAAAACGGUCCUUUACUAUCCCCGGUACAGCCUCGGCAAACAUCGCAAUGGCAUGCUUUGAUGGGCCUUUUGGAAGGAAGCAAGAACGACUUGCUGCACGAUUGCAAUCACAAUCCUGCAUCAAACUCUGAAUCUUCUCCACUUGACAACCAUGGACAAUCUUGA